CCUUAUCUGCCGCAUUCCCUCCAACUCAUGUUGUUAUACUGAGCAAACCAAAACUUAUUCGUCUCGAAAUCUGCACCAGAUCGAGCUCAGCAACGCGAGCCGAGCCGGAGGCGUUCGUCUGCCCGGGGUGGCGCCAUGCGGAUCCGUCUCUUCCUCUGAACCGGGCAAGCGCGAGCCGCCUUCCUCCUCGUGCUCGACGGCGGCGACGAGCGUCGGUGGCGGCACAGCACAGUCCAGCAACGAGCAGGUGAUUCGGCGCCCCGCGACGAGUGCCCGAAGGCGACCCUCCGUCUGUCUAAUUGCUUGCUUGACGCUUGAUUUGCCUCGGGCGUACACGGCUCAACUGGUUUCAUGUAGGGGAGGGCAACCUGUUCCCAGCCCUCGAUUUCCGCCGGAGCGUGCGAAGUCCAGUCGGCAGCAACGGCGACGCCGGUGCAGGCAGCCGCGGGCACGGCAAUGCCGGUUCCUCUUGCCCCUUACCCAACUCCUCCUGUGCCCUUCACACCACCCGCUCCCAAUGCAGGAGCUCAAAGCCAACUUGUCUGCUCUGGGUGCCGGAAUCUGCUCAUGUAUCCUGCCGGCGCAACGUCGGUCUGCUGCGCAGUUUGCAGUACGGUGACCGCUGUUCCGGCUCCCGGGACUGAGAUGGCGCAGCUAGUUUGUGGAGGAUGCCACACUCUUCUCAUGUACAUACGCGGCGCCACAAGUGUACAGUGUUCUUGCUGCCACACUGUCAACCUGGCAAUGGAAGCGAAUCAGGUUGCGCAUGUAAACUGCGGGAGUUGUCGAAUGCUGCUCAUGUACCAGUAUGGCGCGAGGUCCGUCAAAUGUGCAGUCUGCAGUUUCGUCACAUCAGUUGGGGCAUCAUCAGGUGCAGAGCAAAAGCCCAGCAACUGAAGUCCUUCAAGUUCAUACUGAAGGCAGCUUCCCGCAAUAAGAAUGCUUUGAGUGCACAUGUAUAGAGUUCUUCCCAGAAGCAAUCUCUUCCUCCCCUCUCCAUUUCCCUCCUUCGUUGGACCUGGCGAGCUUGCAGAAUAAACAAGAGUUUUUGGUAAUACAUAGUGCUCGAAAUUCGUCGAAUCAUCUGUGUAACUGGAUCAGACAGAUAUAUGAACCCACCAUGUUUAUGUUCAAUUAUAUCCUCUUUUACUUGUGUUUUA
Messenger RNA from Triticum dicoccoides, 1160 nucleotides. RefSeq names its product protein LSD1. The coding region runs from base 457 to 897 and encodes 146 amino acids. The record is from RefSeq and is a predicted model, not a curated record. Lineage: Eukaryota; Viridiplantae; Streptophyta; Magnoliopsida; Poales; Poaceae. The transcript has 6 exons.